AUGAUCAAGGACAGGGGUCUCCCUAGUGUUUACAAUGACACCCUUGCUAAAAUAUUAGCCCAAUAUGCUUCUGUAGCAUACCUUAGAGAGACGACAAAACUAGUUAGUUGGACAUGUUCACGAUGUAAUGGCUUGACCAAGGGAUUUGAGUUUGUUGAGCUGAUUGUUGAUGUUGAGCACAACCUGCAGGCAUAUGUUGGGUUUGCAAACAACUUGAAUUCUUUUGUUAUUUCAUUCAGAGGAACUCAAGGGAACAGCAUACAGAAUUGGAUUGCAAAUUUAUACCUUAUAAAGCUGGAUUUACAUUACCCUGACAUGCCUGGUGCCAUGGUGCAUCAUGGAUUUUAUUCUUCUUAUUACAAUACAACAAUGCAAAAUGCAGUCUUAAAUGCUAUUAAAAAGGCCAAGAAGGUUUAUGGAAACAAUAGUAUUAUAGUGACUGGUCAUUCAUUGGGAGGAGCAAUGGCUUCAUUUUGUGCAUUGGAUCUCAAGAUAAGAGGUGAAGCUAAGAACAUUGAAGCUAUCACAUUUGGACUGCCUCGAAUUGGAAAUGCAAUCUUUGCAUCUUAUUACAGUCGAUUUGUUCCUCAAACGAUCAGGGUAGUCAAUAACCAUGAUAUUGUACCUCAUCUUCCUCCAUAUAAUCGGUUUUUUCCUCAUACAACUUAUCAUCAUUUCCCAAUAGAGGUAUGGAUUCAUACGGUUCAAAAUGGCAGCUUAGUCCACACAGAAGAGGAAGUCUGCGAUGGAUCUGGUGAAGACCCUUGUUGCAGUAGAUCUGUGAUCGGGUACAGUAAAGCGGACCAUUUGACGUAUUAUGGACAGAAAAUGUCUUAUUAUUGA
Impatiens glandulifera is the source of this 843-nucleotide messenger RNA. Its product is annotated as lipase-like. Lineage: Eukaryota; Viridiplantae; Streptophyta; Magnoliopsida; Ericales; Balsaminaceae. Bases 1 to 843 code for a protein of 280 amino acids. Gene Ontology annotation, biological process: lipid metabolic process. The record is from RefSeq and is a predicted model, not a curated record. The transcript is spliced from 9 exons.